GGUAGGAAAGACUUUGAUGCUAUCACACUGUAUUAGUGCAGUAUUUUAUUAUGUUACAGUAUUGCAAUCAUGUUGAACUAUAUGUGCAUAUAAUGCUCAACACUGUAACAAUGAUAACUUUUUUAACUCUGAAAUUGAGCAUCUCUCAAUACAGUUCAACAACUAGCUGAUAAACAAGGAAAUGUAAAGGAAAGAUAAGUUGAUUGGUUGUAGAUUGACUUUAUUUUCUGUGCAUAAUUCCUUGAGUCUUUGACCAGGGUAUUCCUGCACUUGGGAAAAAUAUGAAAAUAAGAAUAUUUCACGCAUUCAAAGUUUAAAUUUGCGGUAUGAAUCUAAACAUAACUUUAAAAUUAAACAAAUUACACACUAUGUAUUCUGUAUAAAUGUACUUAUGUUGUAUGUAAACUUAUUUAUGUUCUGGAGGCACACAUAACGCACACUCUUUGUUAACAAAUUUUCUCUUGGGGGACAAUAAAAUCUAUCCAAAAUAUUUUUAAAUGUUCCUCUUCAACAGAGGCUUGCGGGAUCCUCAAAUCAACUCCAUGAAUUCCUCAUCUUAUGGCUUUAACGUGUUGAGUGGUCCGAGUUAUCGAGACUCUUUCAGCACAGCUGUGGCCAAAAAUGUGAUUAUUCUGGCUCUUGGUCUUAUCAUCAACUAUAUCAAUGGCACCCUGAUUCACACAUUCAGAAAACACCAGAUAUUUUAUGUGACUCCCCGUUACAUCCUAUUCAUCCACCUGGUGGUGAACGAUAUGAUCCAGCUUACUACAGCAAUCUGCCUGUUUGUCUUCAGUUAUAUUUUCUACAAAAUUAAUGUUUCCCUUUGUUGCCUCAUUAUUACCUGUGCUGUCUUCACCACCCUCAACACUCCAUUAAAUUUAGCUGUCAUGGCAGUGGAGUGCUACAUUGCUAUUUGUUUACCACUGCGACACACUGACUUGUGUACAAUCAAAAGAACAUAUAUUCUGAUUGGAUGGAUUUGGGCCAUGAGUGUGGUCUCAACCCUGCCAGAUGUGUUUAUUAUUCUGGCAACAGAGCCUGUAGAGUUUUAUUAUUCCACAAUUUUUUGUGACUUGAAUAACCUGUUCCGACACCCUAUACACCUGAAAAAGAGGGAUGUUUCCUACAUAAUUUACCUAAUUGGUGUUUGGCUCACACUCUUCUACACUUACUUCAAGAUCUUCUUUGCUGCUAUAAAAGCUAAAGCAGCUAAAUCAGCUGAUGGACAUGCAAAGAAGGCCAGGAAUACAAUCCUGCUCCAUGGUUUUCAGCUACUGUUGUGUAUGCUAACAUAUAUAGCCCAUAUCUUAGAAAGGGCUCUGGUGUACUGGUUUCCUAAACAUUUAAUCUUUGUUAGCUAUAUCGUCAUCCAGAUCCUUCCCAGGUUUGUCAGUCCUAUUGUGUACGGGCUACGAGACAAGACAUUUAGAAAGCAUUUGAAAAAGUAUCUGCUGUGUACAGUGAGAGUAAGCGUCAAACCAUGGACUGAAGCGAAACAAACUAUUUAGAUUGAUAAAUCUUUUAGUAUUUCCAUUUGUGAAUGCCACUGAGGACAAAGAGGUUAUGACAUUUCAGUAUGAAAGUACACUAGUACAAAUUGAGUACACAACACUGUGCUUUGCUGGAGUUUGAUGAAUUUAGAUUAUGCCCUCCUACUAUAUUAAGCACCACAAGCAUUGCAGUUUGCAAAUUCAUUGCCUUAAAAAUUUCCGGCGCCUUAACUCUUUACCAACUCCAAUAGAUCAUGUUGGAAAAGUCAGGGGCUCACCAAAGUCAUCUGUGUACAGUUCGGUUGAAUGUUUUUUGGUGCAGACAUAUUAAAAUGAUUGUGCAUCACUAUUGUUGUAUUCAGAAAUCAGAAAUACUUUAUUGAUCGCAGAGGGGAAACUCUUUAUUGUUACCUGAAGGGCAGGUGCAAAUGAAGAAGUCCCAAGUCUGACAGUAAGUCACUGUACAGAAGCAUCAGCCAAAUCAAUGUAUAGUAAUGUAAUUUUAUUGUAAUUUUAUCUAAAAUGUUCAGCUUGUAAAUAAAAUUUAUGAGGCAUAGUGCACACAUAGUGCAAUCUGUGUAAUUAGUUUCCUUCCCAAAUUAUAGGAACGCCCACUUGGAGGGCAAAAUAGGGUUAUAGGGUAAUAGGGAGGGUUUUCUUCUGCUGCCCGCCAGCAUUCGAAUCUGGUUUGUUUAGCCAAAAUGCUGGAUAGCUGUUUGAUCGGAUGCACUAACCGACAAGAAGACAAGUCUGGGUUGUGCUUCUACAGAAUCCAGUCCGAGAAAAAAAAAACCCAGAGAGGAGGAGAUUGUGGAUUUCUGCUAUUAGAAGUGCCUCCGUCCCUGGGGAAGGCAAAGAAUGGCAACCACCAAAGUAACGUUACACACGUCUUUGCAGCGAACAUUUCAUCAAAGGGUUUACCUUUAAGUAUUUUAGUGAUUGUAUUUUUACGUAAUCGUUCUGACAUGGUUCGUUUUUGUGAACCAACGCAACCAAAUACGCAGUUAGCUUUUUUCAAUUAAAUUUUAUUUAUAUAGCACCAAUUCAUAACAGAAGUAUCUCAUUGCACUUUUCCUAUGGAGCAGGUCUAGACCGCACUCUUUAUAAUAUUAACGUUGGCGGCAGUGUAAGGGGAUGGAUUCUCCACAAGAUACAUGUAAACAUCGCCAGUGGAGCUCUGGCAGGGACUCCGCCAUUUUUAGUGAUUAAAAUACCGCGGCGGGUUCUGUAUAUGGAUCGCAAGUGCCCAAAACGUGCAGUUUGUUAACAUAUAUUUGUUUUUCUUGUGAUCUAAAUAUUCCUGGUUUGAAAGAGAUGGAAAAUUGACAGGUCUGUGCUGCCGUUCUGUGGAGUGUGUCCACUGUGUCCACUGCCGCCAUGCUGGUAUGAUGUUUUGCCCUCAGUCACGUGACUGAAAACUAUGAAUUGCCAAAGUGAGUACAUAUUAUUUCUGUAUUAUUCUGUGUAUAAAGAGACAAUAUAUUGAUUUGUACAGUUGAUUCUCAGACUUCAAGUUCUCGACUCUAGAAUUAAAAUAACAAUAAUGUUAUAAAAGUU
Siniperca chuatsi (mandarin fish) is the source of this 3047-nucleotide messenger RNA. RefSeq names its product odorant receptor 131-2-like. Lineage: Eukaryota; Metazoa; Chordata; Actinopteri; Centrarchiformes; Sinipercidae. Gene Ontology annotation, cellular component: membrane. Gene Ontology annotation, biological process: G protein-coupled receptor signaling pathway. Gene Ontology annotation, molecular function: G protein-coupled receptor activity. The transcript is spliced from 2 exons. The coding region runs from base 498 to 1508 and encodes 336 amino acids. The record is from RefSeq and is a predicted model, not a curated record.